AUGGCUGGCUCGAUCGGGAUGGCGCUGGCGGCUGCCGUGCUGUUGGCGUGUGCCGUGGUGACGGCAGCGUCCCCACGGUUCACGAUUAAUGAUGUUACGUACAAGACUGGUGACUAUGUUGCUGAAGCCAAGGAGCUGCUGGAUACGCACACCAACCAGUCGGCCAUCAUCAUUACGAAUAUGGGAGGUCGAGUCGAGGCCAUCCGCCUUGUUGAUCCCGCCACCAACCAGCUGCGAGAUGUCAUUGCCACGCAUGACGGGAAUGCCACCGCCAUGAUCACCAACCCGCACUGGCAGGGCGAGAUUCUGCUACCCUACGCCAACCGCAUUCGCGAUGCCUCUCGGUCGCCGCUGCCUCAUCCCACCCCACCAUCCUUGGGCUCGCGCCAGGUUGACGAUCGCCUCGACCCCACCGGCACCAUGACAGCCUUUCACGGCAUGGACGGCUCGGCCCCGAUUGGCGGCGAUCCUGAUGCACCAACUUAUCUGGAUGAUGAGUUCAAGGCCCGCACCCCCUGCGAUCAGUACAGCCACGUUGUGGUGGAUGGCAAUACCCACAUUCAACUUUUCGCCGAUGCAUCAUACCCUUAUGUUCAAAUCUACACGGGGGCCGUCAGCACUUGGGGCCUGCAAGCCAUCGCCCUUGAAGCCAUGUCUGCUGAGAUGGAUGCGUACAACAAUUAUAACGGCCUGCACAUCCUGGAUGCCGGUGAGGUCUUUGAGAGCUCCUUUGGGGUGGCGUUGCUCUAA
Messenger RNA from Monosiga brevicollis MX1, 750 nucleotides. RefSeq lists its product as uncharacterized. Lineage: Eukaryota; Choanoflagellata; Craspedida; Salpingoecidae. The transcript is spliced from 6 exons. The record is from RefSeq and is a predicted model, not a curated record. Bases 1 to 750 code for a protein of 249 amino acids. Gene Ontology annotation, biological process: carbohydrate metabolic process. Gene Ontology annotation, molecular function: catalytic activity; carbohydrate binding.